Molecule: messenger RNA, 5345 nt
Organism: Aureococcus anophagefferens
Lineage: Eukaryota; Pelagophyceae; Pelagomonadales; Pelagomonadaceae
Exons: 9
Coding region: 1-5262 (1753 amino acids)
Biological process (GO): pyruvate metabolic process; malate metabolic process
Cellular component (GO): mitochondrion
Molecular function (GO): protein binding; calcium ion binding; malate dehydrogenase (decarboxylating) (NAD+) activity
Source: RefSeq, a predicted model, not a curated record
AUGGCCCAGCACAAGCAGCGGGAGGCCGCGCGCGCGCGGUCGCUGGAGCUCGACAAGCUCGCGCAGCGGCGCCAGUCGCUGUUGGACGCCAAGGGCGGCGGCUCGCCGCUGCGCCCGCCGACGUCGGGCCCGCGCUUCGAGUCGGAGUCGCUGGAGACGGAGCGCGAGGCGCUGGACGCGGCGACGGCGUCCGCGGCGAUCGCCUACUCGACGAACGCGAUUUCGCUGGCCUGCGGCGGGAAGCGGGGCGUCUUGCGGCUCUUGGACGCGAACGACCACCGCGACGCCGAGGCGCCGCCGACGCUCGUCGCCUAUUCGCCGCUGACGCACGAGAUCGUGACGGCGCACGGCGGCGCGAUCAAGUGCUGGGACGUGCAGAUGGGCCUCCUGAAGAAGGAGCACAGUCUGGGCGACGGGCCGCGCGCCGCGGACGUCUACGACGAACGCGAGGAGAACCCGGACGACGCGCUGCUCCGGGCCGUCGCGAACGCGCACGCGGCGGACAUCACGGGCGUCGCGCUCUCGCGCGACACGGGCCUCAUCGCGACGUGCGACGCGACGGGCGGCAUGAAGCUCUGGGACUUUUUGGACCUGGGCCUCGUCGCGGAGGUGCGGGACGGCGCGGGGAAGCUGCUGCCCCAGGCGACGGCCAUGGCGUUCCUCGAGCCCUACCCGCUCCUGGUGGUCUGCGACGGCGCGUCGGGCGUCCACGUCGUGCCCACGCUAAAAAACACGGCGCCCAAGGACGCGAAGACGCAGGAGCGGCGCGUCGCGCUGCGCUUCGAGAACGGCAAGUCGGCAUUCGUCGACGGCGGCUUCCGGAAGGGCGCGGCGGCUAGAUGCGUCGCGACGGCCGUGGACCUCGAGGGCGGCAAGGAGAUCGCCGGCGGCGUCAAGCGGGGGCGGGUGCUCGUCUACACGGGCGACUCGCGGGGCGACGUGCAGAUCUUCGACAUCAAGCCGCGGCUGCGGGCCAUGGGCGUCGCCGUCGUGCCCGGCGGCGACGUCCGCUGGCGCAAGCCCGGCUACAACUGCCGGCGGAAGCUGCGGCGGGACCACGCCCUGUCGUCCUUCGGCGACGAGGGCGACGCGGCGCCGCGGGCGCCGCCGAAGCGCCGCGACAGCGUGCUCGCGCCCACGGACCCGACGGAGCCGCCCGAGGAGAGCGCCGCCGAGGCCGCGAAGCGGCGGUCCAAGCCCGCGUUCUCCGAGCUCACGGAGCGGCGCUGGACGGCCCACGGCGGCGCCGUGACGUGCCUCCUGCUCGUCGAGGACCCGCCGCGCCUGCUGACGGCGUCGGCCGACGGCUCCGUGAAGUGUUGGACGGCCCUGCGCGUGCUCGCGGCGCCGGGCAAGCUCACGAUCGGCGAGCGCAUGGCCCAGACGUCGACGGGCGCCAACGCGGCGAAGAUCUGGCGCUUCCUCGGGCCCAAGGACAUCAAGCGCCAGCGCACGCGCGCGCGCGACCGCGCGCGCGACGUGCUGCGCGUCGUCUUCGACGAGAAGCGCGAGGAGGACCGCGCCCUCGCCGCCGAGGAGGAGCUCGCGCGGGCCAAGGAGGAGACCGCGCGCAAGGUCCGCGAGCGGACCGCGUCGUCGGCCGACGACGACGCGCCGCGCGACGACGGCGGCGACGAGGGCGACGACGGCGCCAAGGAGGAGCGGGGCCGCGUCUUCGGCCAGCUCGCCGGCGAGGAGACCUGGGCCGUGUCCGAGUUCGACAAGAUCAAGGAGCAGGCGCGCGCGACGCGCGAGGCCGAGCGCAAGAAGGCCGAGGCCGCCAAGGGCGUCAAGAAGAGGAAAAAGAAGAAGAAGGCGCCGCCGCCGCCGAAGCGCGACGAGUCGAGCGUCGGCGGCGGCUCCCUGGAGACGCGCGAGGACGACGACGCGGAGCCCAUCGUCCUCGACGACGACUCCGUCCUCGAGGCGAACGAGGCGAAGCGGAAGCAGGAGGAGCUCGUGCGGCGGGAGAUCCGGAAGAAUGAGCUCCAGCAGGACCCCGACGACCCGGACAACUGGGGCAUCGGGUCGCGGAACCGGGAGCAGGCCAUGUACGGCCACCUCUACAAGGAGCUAAAGGGCCGGAAGCGCGUCGAGACGCGGAACCGCGCGGCCGUCAAGCCGCCGGGCACGGCGGCCCACGAGCGCGCCCUCUACGGGCCCUACCCCUACGCGAACAUCGACCGCUUCGUCGGCGCCUACAAGGCCUGCGUCGCGCCGAGCCAGCGCUUCGGCGCGCCCGUGGCCGCGCGCGCGGUCCUCGACCACCCCGUCGUCGCGGACAACGACUACCUCCGCAAGCGCGGCGACGACGUCCUCGGCCGCGCGGGCGCCGCGGGCACGCUGGGCCUCCGGGGCCUGCUCCGCGGCUUCUUCCCCCUCAUCAAGCCCAGCGAGCUCAGCGAGGUCGCCGACGGCUUCCUCGCGCGCAACGGCGUCGGGCCCUGGGCGCGCAAGGCCGGCGGCGGCGAGCGCGAGAACGAGCUCCGCGCCAUCUUCGACCUCUUCGACGUCGACCGCGCGGGCGCCGUCGACCUCCGCGAGCUCGCCGACGCCGUCAACGAGGGGUCCAGCGCCCUCGCGGGCAACGAGGACUGGCCCGCCCUCGCCGGCGCCCUCUUCGACCACCUCGCCGCGCUCGAGCGCCGCGCGGCGCCCGGCGGCAAGGCGCGCGUGUCCUUCGACCAGUUCGCCGACAUCGCGACGAGGGUCACCGUCUCCGCGCGCGCGGCUUCCUUGAUCGCGGCCGCGGCCGCGGCGUUGCCGCCGUUGAACUCGUGGCCGUGCGCGAAGGACACCGUCAGGUUCAGGUGCUGCGCGAUGGGCUCCACCGUGAGCCAGCAGCGCUCGCACUCGGGCGGCUCGCGGUACUGGUCCGCGAAGAUCUUCGUCGGCGUCGCAAAAUGGUGCUUCUUCGACGAGUGCCACGAGCGGCUCGCGACGACGCAGAAGGGCCACGUGAAGCCCCUGAAGACGAAGCAGAAGGGCGUCGACAUCCUGCACGACCCGCUCUGGAACAAGGGCAUGGCCAUGGACUACCCGGAGCGGGACCGCCUCAACCUGCGGGGCCUCGUGCCGCCGCGCGUGAAGACGCUCGAGGAGCAGGCCGCGCGCGUCAUGGCGCAGCUCCGGGGGGACUUCGCCGACGACGACGACGGCCGCCUGCGGAAGAACAAGUUCCUCCAGGAGCUCCACAACCGCAACGAGACGCUCUACCACCGCGUGCUCGCGGACAACAUCGCCGAGCUCGCGCCGCUCGUCUACACGCCGACCGUCGGCGCGGUCUGCGAGAACUUCGGGGCCCAAUUUAGGCGCGCGAGGGGCAUGUACUUCUCCGUCCAGGACCGGGGCCUCUUCUCGUCCAUGGUCUGGAACUGGCCCCACGACGACGUCCACAUCAUCGUCGUCACCGACGGGUCGCGGAUUUUGGGGCUCGGCGACCUCGGCGCGCACGGCAUGGGCAUCCCCAUCGGGAAGCUCGCGCUCUACUGCGCGGCGGGCGGCAUCGCGCCGCACCGCGUCAUGCCCGUCAUGCUCGACGUCGGCACGAACAACGCCGCGCUCCUCGAGGACGACGACUACCUCGGCGUCCAGAAGCCGCGGCUCGAGGGCGACGAGUACUUCGCCAUGGUCGACGAGUUCAUGUCCGCCGUCUUCGAGCGCUGGCCCGACACCGUCGUCCAGUUCGAGGACUUCGAGUCGUCGAAGGCCCAGCCGAUCUUGGACAAGUACCGCCACACGCGGCGCUGCUUCAACGACGACAUCCAGGGCACGGGCCAGCGCACGGGCUGCGUGACGCUCGCGGGCGUGCUCGCCGCGGGCCGCCAGGCGGGGCUCCGGCUCUCGGAGAUGUCGUUCCUCUGCGCGGGCGCGGGCUCCGCGGGCCUGGGCGUCUGCCUCCAGCUCGUCGACGGCAUGGUCGCGGACGGCCUGAGCCGCGAGGAGGCCAUGAAGCGCUUCGUCAUCUGCACGUCCGUCGGCGCCAUCGGCCGCGCGGACGGCGCGCACGGCGACCCGAACGCGGCGCGCGGGCUCAGCGCGGAGCGCGAGAUCUGGGUCAACGACGCCGUGAGCGACGGCGCGAGCCUCGAGGACGCCGUCCGCGAGUUCCGGCCGACGUGCCUCCUCGGCCUCGCCGCGCAGCCGGGAGGCCUCUUCACGGAGUCCCUCGUGACAUCCAUGCUCGCCUACACGGAGACGCCCGUCGUCAUGCCCAUGUCGAACCCGACGGCGAAGCACGAGUGCACGCCGCGCCAGGCCUGGGAGUGGACGGACGGCAAGGCCAUCGUCGCGACGGGGUCGCCCUUCGACCCCGUGGAGAUCAACGGCAAGACGCUCAUCCCGUCGCAGUGCAACAACAUGUACGUCUUCCCGGGCCUCGGGCUCGCGGCGUCCGUCGGCGGAGUGACGUCCGUGACGGACCCCAUGCUCUACGCCGCCGCCGUCGCCUGCGUCGACGCGAUGACGGACGAGGAGUUCGCGUCCGGCCGCACGAGUCCCGGCCAUCGACCGCAUCCGCGACGUCUCCCACCUCGUCGCCGUCCGCGUCAUCGAGGUCGCCCUCGCGGAGGGCAUGUGCACGAAGAUCGCGCCCGAGGACGUCGCCGAGCCGGGCAGCCUCGCGAAGCUCGUCUCCAAGAAGAUGACUCGGUCGUAUAUGCACACUUGCGAGCGGUCCUCGCGCGCGUCGCGGGCGCGUCGGACGUCGCCAUCGGAUUCCUCGGCGGCGGGGCUUCGCCGCGCGUCUUCGGCUUACUUGAGCUUGAGCUUGACGUCGUCGUCGAGGGCGACGCCCGUGCCGACGACGAGCACCAUCAUGUAGACGAUCGGCGCGGGCAUCUGGAAGAUCGACUCGGGCGCGGAGCCCGUCCACGGGUGCGUGUACUGGACGGCGAAGAUGCAGAGGAGCCAGGCGCCGUAGAUCGCGCAGACGACCUUCUUGACCUUGGCGUCGCCGUAGUACGUCGCGGCGAUGGCGAUGAAGCAGAGCGCGAACGCGAAGAGGCCGCAGACCGCGCAGACGUGGAAGACGAUCGGGUGCCUGCGAGCGCGGGGGUCGGCCGCGGCGCGCGGCGCGAGGCCGAGACGUUCGAGCUUCGCGCGGCGCGAGUACUCCGCGCCGCGGCGAACAUGGGCGGGAUCUUCUUGGUGGAGAAGCUGCCGGGGGCCCCGAAGAUGUCGGCCUCCGUGGCUCAGCCAAGUUGGGCACAUGAGGAGCGUGACGAGCGCGAUCGAAUAGGGGACGGCGUUCUUCAUAAUUAAGGGUACCUGCGACGCGGAGGGGCGUCCCCCGCGGCGCUGGGCGUCGGUGGGACGCGGCGCGCGAGCACGAUAGGAACUGCUCA